Molecule: messenger RNA, 3956 nt
Organism: Macadamia integrifolia
Lineage: Eukaryota; Viridiplantae; Streptophyta; Magnoliopsida; Proteales; Proteaceae
Exons: 32
Coding region: 198-3767 (1189 amino acids)
Biological process (GO): protein import into nucleus
Cellular component (GO): nuclear envelope; cytosol
Molecular function (GO): small GTPase binding
Source: RefSeq, a predicted model, not a curated record
CCCUACACUCCUCUGCUUCUGUUCGCAGACCGCCAAAAUCCAUCUUGGUGCCUCUCACACACUGCGAGUAUAUAUAUGGAAACCAAAUUCAAAGACAUCCUCUCCUUCUAUCCCGCAAGGUUUUCUGCUUUUAGCGGGAAAACGCAGACGUAGAGUGCAAAGGACAUUUCUCUUUUCUACUGAUAAACUAGGUUCUAAUGGUAACUAUUGUUGAUCAAGAUCAGCAAUGGCUGCUCAACUGCUUGAAUGCAACACUGGAUACGAAUCAAGAUGUCCGGUCAUUUGCUGAAACAUCACUGACUCAGGCUUCAUUGCAACCAGGUUUUGGAGCUGCUUUAUGCAAGGUUGCUGUAAACAAAGAACUACCAUUGGGAUUGCGUCAGCUAGCAGCAGUCAUUCUAAAGCAAUUUAUAAAAAAGCACUGGCAGGAAGAUGAUGAGGCUUUUGAACAUCCUGUUGUUUCAAGUGAUGAAAAGGCAGUUGUACGUCAACUACUUCUUUUUUCGUUGGAUGAUCCUCAUGGAAAAAUCUGCACAGCGGUUGGAAUGGCUGUUGCAUCCAUUGCACAUUACGAUUGGCCAGAGGAGUGGCCAGACUUAUUGCCUUUCCUUUUAAAGCUGAUUGGUGACCCAACCAACAUGAAUGGAGUUCGUGGAGGUCUAAGAUGCUUGGCUCUUCUCUCUGGUGAUUUGGAUGAUACAGUGGUGCCAAAGUUGGUUCCUGUUUUGUUCCCUUGUUUGCAUACAGUCGUAUCAUCUCCCCAGAUCUAUGACAAACUUUUGCGUGCAAAGGCCCUUUCAAUAGUUUACUCAUGCACUUCCAUUCUCGGGGCAAUGAGUGGUGUAUAUAAGGCAGAAACUAGUGAUUUGAUGCUACCAAUGCUCAAAUCAUGGAUAGACCAGUUCUCCAUAAUUUUGCAAUCUCCAGUGAGGUUUGAGGAUCCUGAUGAUUGGAGCAUCAGGAUGGAGGUUUUGAAAUGCUUGAAUCAGUUUGUGCAGAGUUUCCCAAGCCUUACAGAAGCAGAGUUUUCUGUUAUUGUGUCACCUUUGUGGAAAACGUAUGUAUCAUCUUUAAAAGUGUACGAAGCAUCAUCAGUUCAAGGUACAGAUGAUCCUUAUCUGGAAAUUUAUGACUCGGAUGGUGCAGAAAAAGGCCUUGAGUGCUUUGUCAUCCAGUUGUUUGAAUUUUUAUUGACCAUUGUGGGCAGCUCCAAAUUGGUAAAGGUCAUAGCGAGAAAUGCCAAAGAGUUGGUGUACUAUGCUGUUGCUUUUCUGCAAAUGACAGAACGACAGGUACAUACAUGGUCAUUGGAUGCUAACCAGUAUGUUGCUGAUGAGGAUGAAAUUACUUACAGUUGCCGUGUUUCAGGAACCCUCCUACUGGAAGAGUUGAUCAGUUCUUGUGGGGAAGAUGGUAUCAAUGCUAUUGUUGAAGCUGCUAAGGAACGGUUUAAUGAGUCUCAGCAAGAAAAAGCUACUGGUUCUACAGGCUGGUGGAGAAUACGGGAGGCCACCAUUUAUACUUUGGCUUCUCUGUCAGAGCAAUUGCUUGAAGCACAGGAUUCAGGAUCAACUGGGUUCAUCGGGAAUCUAAUAGAGCAAAUGCUCACUGAAGACAUCGGAACAGGGGUACAUGAAUAUCCCUUUCUUCAUGCAAGGGCAUUUUCAGCAGUUGCAAAGUUCUCCUCUGUGAUGAGCCAGGGAAUUCUGGAGCAGUUUUUAUAUGCAGCAAUUAACGUGAUAAGUUUAGAUAUUCCACCACCAGUUAAAGUAGGUGCUUGCCGGGCCCUUUCUCAGCUCCUACCAGAAGCUAACAAAGGCGUUCUUCAGUCUCAUAUGAUGGGCUUAUUUUCAUCUCUAACAGAUCUUCUUAAGCAAGCAUCUGAUGAGACACUACACCUGGUACUAGAAACACUCCAAUCUGCAGUUAAGGCAGGUGCCCAUAAAGAAGAUGAAGAAUUGCUCAUAUCCCGUUUCAAACUGGGGCUAAGGUAUGAUAUUCGUGAGAAGCUUGGUGUGAUCGAGAUACCCUCCUUAAGCAUUUGUUUUAACAAAUCACUAGAAGCAGAGGAUCUGAUUAAAACAACAUUCAAAAGGUACAUCCAGCCAACUGACAACAAAAAGCCUUAUGUACCAACCAAACCCACUGGAUUUCCUACCCGAGCUCCACAAGAUACACAGGAUAAGGGGAAGGCUCCAAUGGGAAGGGAGAGUGGAUCUGUGACAUGCUACAAUUGUGGAAAGAUUGGACACACGGAUGACGAUUGGACUGUUAAUGUUGCAGUUGAAGGAGAGGAGGAUGAACUGGAAGAUGAGCUUACACCAGAGAAUGAUGAUCCUCAUGCUUAUGUCAAUGUGGUUACAAGAAUCCUAGUGUCUGAAACUAUGGGUGAAGACUGGAGGAGGCACAAUAUCUUCUACACCUUAAUGUCUAGUGGACCUCACAAAGCUCAAGCCCAUAUUAGUGUGGAAGCCGAUGAGUUCCUUAGACACAUCACGGUGGUACAUGCUGAUGUUCGUUGUUGCAUCGCUGUUAGCAAUGACGGAUACCAAGCAACUUCCAAUCGACAUUGUCGCUACGUGAAAUUUCAGCUUAGUGAUUUGGUAAUGGUUCGAAUUCCACCUGAGAGGUUUUCUCCUGAGCUACCUCCUACUCUGAAGAUCAACAAUGUCUUCAAUGUAGCUGAUCUGACGAUAUAUUUGGGACACCAUUCUGAUGACGGUGACACUGAACACACCCUCAAACUUCCUCAAUUUGCAAACCCUAAAGAUGAUGUCAUCGAAGAUGUUCUCGACAACAAGUUCACCACAGUUCGUGGGGAAACUUCCAUUAUGCUCUUAUUCAUCCUGAGGUUCUGGAUGCUUAAUUUUGACCAAUCUAAAUGCAGGCUUCUGGACCCUGUUCUGGAAAGCUCUGGAUCGCUUUUUGUUGGGAGCUACAUUCUGCAGCUUAUGUUGCAUCUGCCAUCACAAAUGGCACCGCAUAUUCGAGACCUUGUCGCUGCUAUCGUAAGGCGCAUGCAAUCUUGUCAAAUAGCAGGCUUGAAAAGCUCAUUACUCCUUAUUUUUGCUAGACUGGUCCAUAUGAGUGCACCAAAUGUUGAACAGUUCAUUGAUUUAUUGAUCACAUUGCCCAUUAAUGGCCAUGAGAACCCCCUGGCAUAUGUGAUGUCUGAAUGGACUAAGCAGCAAGGUGAAAUUCAAGGGGCCUACCAAAUUAAAGUUACGACAACUGCUUUAGCCCUAUUGCUGUCCACAAGGCAUGCUGAACUGGCAAAAAUCUAUGUCCAGGGACAUCUGGUUAAGACUGCUGCUGGAAUAACCACUCGCUCAAAAGCUAAAGUAGCUCCAGAUCAAUGGACUGUGAUGCCACUCCCUGCAAAGAUCCUGGCAUUGUUAGCUGACGUGCUAAUUGAGAUUCAAGAGCAAGUUUUGGCUGACAAUGAUGAGGAUAGUGACUGGGAAGAAAUUCAGGACAGGGAAGAAGAUAACCAGCAUUUCCUAUAUUCAACUAGUGCAUCAUCCUACAGCAGACCUACAGCUGAACAUCUUGACGCAAUGGCGAAAGUAUUUAACGAGGACCAGGAUGAAAAUAACGAAGAUGACCUUCUAAGUGGAGCUGACCCUCUUAAUGAGAUUAACCUGGCGAAUUACAUCAUCGAUUUCUUUGUGAAGUUUUCUACGACUGACAGAACAUUGUUUGAUCAGCUUUGCCAGAGUCUAACACAGGCUCAACAAAAUGCUGUGCAGAAGAUUCUAAACUGUUAAAGAGUGUUCAAAAUUGUACAUAAUGAGUUUGGAUGGCUGUAACUAAUAGCAUAUUUAUUUUUUUAUUUUUUCAACCAUUUUAUAUUUGUAAUUCCAAAACCAAGCCUUUAAUUAGUGAUGGCUGUUUUGUGGAUUUGUAAACUAUAAUUCUUUGCCCAUUAAAUUCUGGUUUUGGAGUCUGUUUUUUGA